Messenger RNA from Ambispora leptoticha, 777 nucleotides. Lineage: Eukaryota; Fungi; Glomeromycota; Glomeromycetes; Archaeosporales; Ambisporaceae. The record is from the annotation of a GenBank genome assembly.
AUGGCUUUUCAAAUUUCACAACAGCAGCAGGAACAAAAGCAAAUAGAUGGUGUCUCUGAAAUGGAAGUAGUCUUAGGCAAAUCAAAAUUAGAAAGAUGCAAAAAAACAUAUGCCCAUUAUUCCGACGCAACAAAAUCACUUCUCGCCGAACUAGCAAAUUUAGUUCACACACUCGCCUUUCAAGAUGGAUCCGACAACGUAAUAGUCAGACGUAUCCGUCAAUGGAUCAUCUCAAAUAGAAUCAUACCCCAACAUCUCUUUAAACUUUUACGAAGCAGCGUUCACAUACCACAAUAUGCUUGUCUUCUCGCAUUCUUUUACAACUAUGAGAUCGGCACUAGAUAUAAUUCACGCAAAACAUUAAAAUAUUAUCAGUUAGCCGCAGAAAUGGGUGAUGGGUUCGCGGCAAAUCAAACAGGAAUUUGUUAUCGAUGGUCUAUUGGUGUUGAAAAAUGUGAUUUGCGAAUGCAAAUUCGAUAUUAUCGUAUUUCUGCAGAAUUGGGUCAUCCGCAAGGGCAGUCAAAUUUGGCGCACGCAAUAAAGAGAGGUGAUGUACCCGAGUUUAGAGAUAAACGUGAAGUGUUGUUUUGGUAUUUGAAGGCUACAGAUACUGGGUACACGGCUGCAUUUUCGUAUGUCGCAGAAUGUUAUAAAAAUGGGUGUGGUACUAUGGUGGAUUAUCACAAUAUGCUUAGGUGGUAUACAAAGUAUUUGAAGAAAAAGAAAGUUGUAAUUGGCAUGAAUUCCCUUGUUAAUAAAUUAUUUAAGUUUACCUAA